Messenger RNA from Pezoporus occidentalis (night parrot), 492 nucleotides. RefSeq names its product chromodomain-helicase-DNA-binding protein 8-like. Gene Ontology annotation, molecular function: histone binding; ATP hydrolysis activity; ATP-dependent chromatin remodeler activity. Gene Ontology annotation, biological process: negative regulation of canonical Wnt signaling pathway; brain development; negative regulation of DNA-templated transcription. Lineage: Eukaryota; Metazoa; Chordata; Aves; Psittaciformes; Psittacidae. Bases 1 to 492 code for a protein of 163 amino acids. The transcript has 3 exons. The record is from RefSeq and is a predicted model, not a curated record. Gene Ontology annotation, cellular component: MLL1 complex; nucleus; chromatin.
AUGGGGCGCUUCGUGUUCCUGCUGUGCACGCGCGCCGGGGGGCUGGGCAUCAACCUCACGGCCGCAGACACCUGCAUCAUCUUCGACUCCGACUGGAACCCCCAGAACGACCUCCAGGCGCAGGCGCGGUGCCACCGCAUCGGGCAGUGCAAGGCGGUCAAGGUUUACCGGCUCAUCACGCGCAGCUCCUACGAGCGGGAGAUGUUCGACAAAGCCAGCCUCAAGCUGGGGCUGGACCGCGCCGUCCUGCAGAGCAUGAGCGGAAGGGAGGGAGCCGUGGCCGGGCCCAUGCAGCAGCUCUCCAAGAAGGAGAUCGAGGACCUGCUGCGGCGCGGCGCCUACGCCGCCAUCAUGGAGGAGGACGACGAAGGCUCCAAGUUCUGCGAGGAGGACAUCGACCAGAUCCUGCUGCGCCGCGCCACCACCAUCACCAUCGAGAGCCAGGGCCAGGGCUCCACCUUCGCCAAGGUGGGGCCCACAAGUGGGGGGUAG